Messenger RNA from Papilio polytes (common Mormon), 4503 nucleotides. Its product is annotated as UHRF1-binding protein 1-like. The coding region runs from base 139 to 3804 and encodes 1221 amino acids. The transcript is spliced from 28 exons. The record is from RefSeq and is a predicted model, not a curated record. Lineage: Eukaryota; Metazoa; Arthropoda; Insecta; Lepidoptera; Papilionidae.
AUUCAUUCACUUCGACUUCACCACAUCGCAAAAGAAAAGAAAGAACUUUAACUAUUGGAAAAAUUGUUUCAGUGGAAAAUAUGUUAUUUAAAUAACAUCCAUGAUAAUUAGAUAGACUUUAUUAAAUUAACGCCGAAAAUGGUUACUAUUAUAAAGAAUCAGCUGUUGAAACAUUUAUCAAGAUACACAAAGAAUCUAUCACCAGAACAGAUCUCAUUGUCAGCACUUCGAGGUUCUGGAGAACUCCAAGACUUGACUUUGGACGAGGAUCUACUUACAGAUCUGUUAGAGUUACCAGCAUGGGUGCGGUUGAGUUCAGCAAAAUGCAAUCGAGUAUCAUUCAGAAUACAAUGGACCAAACUGAAAACAGUUCCUAUUGUUUUGAAUCUAGACGAAGUACACAUAGCAUUGGAGGUGUGUACAGAGCCUCGUGUGAUGAACCCUGGUGCUGCAGGCACCAUGCCCGCACCCGGAAAGUACAGCUACAUACAUAAGGUUAUAGAUGGUAUUUCGGUGGCUGUGAACCAAGUACAAGUUGACUUCAAUUGUGAUGCCUUUACCAGUAGUGUUCAGAUCUCAAGAGUAACAGUGGAGUCUCGCACACCAGAAGGUCGGAAGGGAGAUCUUAGACUGACGAGAAUCAAAUCUCCCGAUACUGGACAACUUUUGAUAUUCAAGGAAUUGGAAUGGCAGAGUGCUAGAAUAGAGGCGAAGGCGUUCGGCGACGCGGCGGCUAACCUGCCCCCUCUCCGCCUGUUGCUAGGCAACACGCACUGCAGGAUUGUUAUUAAAAAACGACUCUCCGGGCACGUUCCUAAUUUAAAAUCGUUUUCGCGUUGUUUUCCUGUUAAGUGGGCGGAGCCACGCAUUUAUAAUAUUAGUGAGAUUUCAAAACUGUUUCAGAUCGAGGAGCCCCGCGAGCAGUUACCAAGUCAUGCCAGUAGCGGCGAGCGCGACUUGCUGGCGCGCAUGUUCGCCAAGCACGACGUGCGCGAGACCUCCUACCACCUGCUGGCGCCCAGGAUAGACCUGCACCUUUGUGAUGACCCUGGAUUGGGUCGUUCAGAGAUGCCGUCGCUGGCGAAGGGUGGUGCGCUGCAGGUGACGCUGGUCAGCAUGCAGGCGGACCUCUUCCCGUACCAUAAGGCAUCUGAUGAUAGGAGACAUUGGAGGGGAUAUAGGGAAGCAGCAACACCACACAGCCAGUGGCUAUCACAGGCUUUGUCGACUUUCUGCACGACAUUGCUGGACACAUUAGACCCUAGACCCUUAACACCAAGUAAUAAGCAAAGUGAAGAGAAGGCAGAAGCGGCCGUGUCUAACGGCGUCAACCACAAGGCGACUGCGGCCUCGCCCACUGCCAAUACUCCGUCCAAUAAUGCUACUUCACAAGCUUCCCCGACACGUACAAGAAUACUGCAGCAACUCAGCAAGUUGAUGACGACCUGCCUCGUGCUUAGGAUAGACGAUUUUACUGUAAAUAAGGUAUCAACAGGGUCGAAGUCCCGCGAGCCGGCGCGGCCGCUGGUGAGCGCGGAGAAGGCGACGCUGCCCGGGGACGCGGGGCUGCUGCACGCAGAGCUCACCUUCUUCUAUUACCCUGGCGAUGUAUGCUUCCCUGUGCCAUCUCCGAAGUUAUACGUGCAGUUGAGUCCAGUCCGCGUGUCAGUGGACGUGGCCAGCGUGGUGUGGCUGUCCGCGUUCCUACCGCACGUGGCACGUGCGCUGGCUUCGGCUGCGGAUGACCAAGCCAGUUACAUUGAUGUACGCACCGAGGCUAUUAUGCCUAAGUUAGUGCUGGAGGCGGGGCCUGAGCAUGUAUCUCAGCAGAGGGACCGCCCCAAGGAGCUGCACAUUUGCACCGCGCGCGCCACAUUCACUAAUGUUAGGGAAUCGCCUAGAUCUAACACGGCGGGUACUCGCGCAGACCUCGCGUCUAUAAUAUCCAGCGUGCGGGGAGCGGCGCCGCGCGCGGGGCAGUUCCCCUGCGCGUCGGGGGACCUCGACCCCGUGCAUGAACAGUUCCUGCUGCACGCUGAUAACCUGGACGACAUAGACCGCGGCAGCGCGACCACGCCGGAGCUGGUAUGGCGCGAGAGCCGCGCGGUGUGGUGCGCGCGCGUGGAGCCGCUGUGGGCGGAGCUGUGCGGCGCGCGCGCCACCAACUACAAGCCCGCGCCGCUGCUCGACGCCACGCCCCUCACCGCAUGGGUGUAUUUCGAGGAGGGUUUCUCCCGCAUCUGGGUGAUAGGGCGCACGUGCGGGCUGGCGGGGCUGCAGCUCAACCACUACCAGCUGCUGUUCCUGCUACGCACGCUGGAGCGCGUCUCCGAGAUGAUGGCCUGGCUCGCGCAUGAUGCUGCACGGCAGCCUGAAGGAGAUGAUGGGUCAAUAGUGGUUGGCAUCGUGGUGCCAGCGGUAGAGUUAACGCUAGUGCUGCCCUCCAACUGCCCCGGACAGGAGUCUUCCAGGGACCUCGACAGCGUGCCUUUAGAUUCUUCUAGUCUGCAAGACCUUAAAAUGGGUUCAGAGUCGACAAUGGCGCCCUCUAUGCAAGACCGUGACAGUGCUGUUUUGUCUCUGCCCGCCCCUAUAGAGAUCUGCAGCGCGCAGCCUCUGCCAGCUGAGGAGGUACCACCCAGUCCAGGGAUCACCUUUGGAGGUUUCUCGUCAAUGCGUCGCGGUCUGACGUCACUAGUGACGUCACUGGACGCGCUGGGGCGGGACGACUCCCGCAGCGACGCCGCGUCCACCGCCAGCUCCGACAGCGAGCGGUACGUGCUGGUGGGGCUGGCCGCGGAGUCGCCUGAUGAUGCUGAUGUCGCCUUCAGGGAGUUCGAGCAGGGGCGCAUGUCGAGCGGCGUGGAGGUGGCGGCCGAGGUGGUGGAGCGCUCCUCCUCCCCCAGCGACCACUCCCUCGCCAGCUCCUGCAGGAGGCGAGACCUGAUAUCAACGUGCACGUGGCGUCUGAAUAAUAUCCAUUUAGUGCAACAAAGUGCAAACGGUAAAUCUUGUUUGCGUCUCGCCGCUGACGACCUCACUACUGACGAAUGCGCGGCAAUACCGUGGGAUGAGUUCCAGAACAAGUUUUCAAUGCGAGCUCGUGCUUGGACGGAACCUGUCGUAGAUGAGACAGAAUUGAAGAUGAGAGACACUCCGCAUGUCGCUCUUAGACUGAUUAGAAAUGAACUGCCAAAACAAAUGGAUGAAAAAGGUGAAUCAGUAGGGCUAGCUUUGUAUGAGGAGUUAUUGGAGGCUCGAUUACGUGAUCUGAGCGUGGCUCUCAACAUGACCACCGCGUUGGCGCUCGCAGAGUUCGUUGAAGAUGAGAUUAUUGCCCCGCCAAUGCCGUUAGAGGUAUUAAUAGAAAACGUAAAACUCCAUUUAAUAGAAGACCGUCCAACUCGUUCGAUAUCCUCUCCUCCACCACAACCCCUGGAUGUAGACCUGAGCUCGUUGCGGGUGACGCGCGACAGCACGGGCGUGGUGUACCUCGGCCCGCCCCUCGCCACGCCCUCCACCGUGACGUCACCGGCCACGCCCACGCACCACGAUGACGUCACCGACAGGAUGGAACAGCUCAGCAAAGAGAACGAGGAGUUGAGAAAACGACUGGUCACAUUGGCCAGGAUAGCUGAGGAUAAUAGGGAAUUGAGAGCUAAAGUGGAGGAGGCGUCAGUGCUGAAGCAGUGCGUGCACGCGGCGCAGCAGGAGGCGGCUGGCUUGCUGGCGGAUAAGCAGCAGCUGUUGGACGUCGUGCGAGGCUUGCAGGAGCAAUUAAGUGGUGUUCGCGGAAAAAGGUAGCGGUCCCGCAGCGGCGCGCAGCAGUGCCUCGACUGCACGGCGUGCUGCGGCGACCGACGUUAGAACCCCCGCGACGCACGUGCUGCACCGCGCCGGGGGUCAGCCUACGCUGGCUAGAACAUACGUUCUUCGAGAGAUAAAUUUUGUAAACUAAUGUUUAUGAUAUUUUAUAUAUUCAUCAGUAAUUUAGUGAAGUGAAAUUGUAAAAUAUAUGUUAAUUUUGUACGAUCGGAUUUAAUGGAAAUGAGAAAUUGUAUAGACAUGUCACUUGACAAUGUCUUUUAUUGUCUAUGGAUUUAUUUUGUUACACCUGUCUGUUAUUAAUAAGUCUACGAUUACAGCCUUAUAAAGGUGAAAUUGUUUAGAUAUGUUUGUUUUAAUUUCUUAUUUCAAUUGAAUUCGACUAAUUCAAUAUGAGAAAAUAUCAAUUUCAGAAAAUUUUUCGUUUACAAAGUUUAGAUCUUGGAAAUAGUAACUGCCUAUAGAAUUUUUACGCGAUAAAUAAUUACUUAUAGUAAAUUAAUUACCAUUAAUUCGAACUCAGAUUGAAAAAAUAGAUGCGUUAGAUUUGAAUAACAUAUCGGCUCUUAUGUAGACUGUUGUAAGUCAUAAUUUUGCGAUUUCAACUUUCAUCAUCACCAGCUCACUAUACGUCCCCACUAGAAAAAGAACUGUACCUUUUAGUUGUCUUUACUAAUA